GGGCGCCGGCGAGCGAGCCACGGCCGCGGCGGGAGGCGCCAUCCCGGGGCCGCAGGGCAGCCGCGGCGCGCCUCGCCCUCCGCGGGGCUCGCAGCCGCCUUCCCCGCCGACCCGGCCGCAUCCUUCCCGCGGCGGGGACAGAAGCUCCCCGCUCCGCGGAGCAGAGACUCCUCUUUUUUCCUUCUCGGGAGGGUGUCGCCACCUGGAUUGCCAAGUGUUAGGGGGUCCGGGAGGCGGGGACCGGAGCACCGUGACCCACCAUGGCUCAGGCGGCCAAACAGCUGAAGAAAAUCAAAGACAUCGAGGCGCAGGCCCUCCAGGAGCAGAAGGAGAAGGAGGAAUCCAACAGGAAGCGGAGGAACCGCUCCCGUGAUCGCAAGAAGAAGGCCGAUGCUGCUACCAGCUUUCUCAGGGCAGCAAGAUCAGGUAACUUGGACAAAGCUUUGGAUCACCUGAGGAAUGGGGUAGACAUUAAUACCUGUAACCAGAAUGGGCUGAACGGCCUGCACCUGGCCUCGAAGGAAGGCCAUGUGAAGAUGGUGGUUGAACUCCUGCACAAAGAAAUCAUUCUAGAAACAACAACCAAGAAAGGGAACACGGCUCUGCACAUCGCCGCCCUCGCUGGUCAGGACGAGGUGGUCCGGGAGCUGGUCAACUAUGGAGCCAACGUUAACGCUCAGUCACAGAAAGGUUUUACACCCCUGUACAUGGCAGCACAAGAGAAUCACUUGGAAGUGGUUAAGUUUUUACUGGAAAAUGGAGCUAAUCAGAACGUAGCCACAGAAGAUGGCUUCACUCCUCUAGCCGUGGCUCUGCAGCAGGGCCACGAGAACGUAGUGGCACACCUCAUCAACUACGGGACGAAGGGGAAGGUGCGUCUCCCUGCCCUGCACAUCGCCGCCCGCAAUGACGACACCCGGACAGCUGCAGUGCUUCUGCAGAAUGACCCCAACCCAGACGUGCUUUCCAAGACGGGAUUUACCCCCCUCCACAUCGCAGCUCACUACGAGAACCUCAACGUGGCCCAGUUACUCCUCAACAGGGGAGCCAGUGUCAAUUUCACACCACAGAACGGCAUCACGCCACUGCACAUCGCCUCCCGCAGGGGGAAUGUGAUCAUGGUGCGACUACUGCUGGACCGCGGAGCCCAGAUAGAAACAAGGACCAAGGAUGAAUUGACACCUCUCCACUGUGCAGCUCGGAAUGGGCAUGUGCGAAUCUCAGAGAUCCUGCUGGACCACGGAGCACCCAUCCAAGCUAAAACCAAGAACGGCUUGUCCCCAAUUCACAUGGCGGCUCAGGGAGACCACCUUGACUGUGUCCGACUUCUAUUGCAAUACAACGCAGAGAUAGAUGACAUCACCCUGGAUCACCUGACCCCACUUCACGUGGCAGCCCACUGUGGCCAUCACAGAGUAGCCAAGGUCCUUUUGGAUAAAGGGGCCAAACCAAACUCCAGAGCUUUGAAUGGCUUCACCCCCUUACACAUCGCCUGCAAGAAGAACCAUAUCCGUGUCAUGGAGCUGCUGCUGAAGACAGGAGCCUCCAUUGAUGCUGUCACUGAGUCUGGCCUGACACCUCUCCACGUGGCCUCCUUCAUGGGACACCUGCCCAUUGUGAAGAACCUCCUACAGCGGGGGGCAUCGCCCAAUGUCUCCAAUGUGAAAGUGGAGACCCCGCUACACAUGGCAGCCAGAGCAGGGCACACAGAAGUUGCCAAAUAUUUGCUCCAGAACAAAGCCAAAGUCAAUGCCAAGGCCAAGGAUGACCAGACCCCGCUUCACUGUGCAGCUCGCAUUGGCCACACAAACAUGGUGAAGCUCCUGCUAGAAAAUAAUGCCAACCCCAACCUGGCUACCACUGCCGGACACACCCCCCUGCACAUUGCAGCCCGAGAGGGCCACGUGGAAACGGCCCUGGCCCUUCUGGAAAAGGAAGCCUCCCAGGCGUGCAUGACCAAGAAAGGAUUUACCCCUCUCCAUGUGGCAGCCAAGUAUGGGAAGGUUAGGGUGGCAGAGCUGCUGCUGGAACGGGACGCACAUCCAAAUGCUGCCGGAAAAAAUGGCUUGACUCCUCUGCACGUGGCCGUCCAUCACAACCACCUGGACAUCGUCAAGCUGCUGCUUCCCCGGGGCGGCUCUCCUCACAGCCCCGCUUCGAAUGGCUACACCCCUUUGCACAUUGCUGCCAAGCAGAACCAAAUAGAGGUGGCCCGCAGUUUGCUGCAGUAUGGGGCGUCUGCAAAUACAGAGUCAGUGCAAGGCGUGACACCCCUUCACCUGGCUGCCCAGGAGGGUCAUGCAGAGAUGGUGGCUCUGCUACUCUCCAAACAAGCCAAUGGCAACCUGGGGAACAAGGUAAACAUGGCACCAAUGCACAUAGUGGCUCUUGGUGUGCCCAGAAGCCCUGCUAGUCACCCAUUCUCAUGUCUUGCUUUUCAGAUGGGUUACACUCCCCUCCAUGUGGCCAGUCAUUAUGGAAAUAUCAAGCUGGUGAAGUUUCUGCUACAGCACCAGGCAGACGUCAAUGCCAAGACUAAGCUAGGGUACAGCCCCUUGCACCAGGCAGCACAACAAGGACAUACAGACAUUGUGACACUGCUUCUCAAAAAUGGUGCUUCCCCAAAUGAAGUCAGCUCGUUAGUCAGUGACAAGCACCGGAUGAGUUUCCCUGAGACAGUAGAUGAGAUCCUGGAUGUCUCUGAAGAUGAAGGAACUGCUCAUAUAACUAUAAUGGGGGAAGAACUUGUUGGCUCCAAGGCUGAGAAGCAGGAAUCCAGGGAUAUAGAUGAAGAGAAAGAGCUGCUGGAUUUUGUGCCGAAGCUAGACCAAGUGGCAUCUAAAGAGUAUGAUGAAGACUCACUCAUCCCCAGCAGCCCAGCCACAGAGACCUCAGAUAACAUCAGCCCGGUGGCCAGCCCCGUCCACACAGGGUUUCUGGUGAGCUUCAUGGUGGACGCUCGGGGAGGCUCAAUGCGGGGGAGCCGUCACAAUGGCCUGAGGGUGGUGAUCCCGCCUCGGACAUGUGCGGCACCCACUCGCAUCACCUGCCGCCUGGUCAAGCCACAGAAGCUGAGCACGCCGCCCCCGCUUGCCGAGGAGGAAGGCCUGGCCAGCAGGAUCAUUGCGCUGGGGCCCACAGGGGCCCAGUUCUUGAGCCCUGUGAUUGUGGAGAUCCCCCACUUUGCUUCCCAUGGCCGCGGGGACCGGGAGCUUGUGGUGCUGCGGAGUGAAAACGGCUCCGUGUGGAAGGAACACAAGAGUCGCUACGGAGAAAGCUACCUGGAUCAGAUCCUCAACGGGAUGGACGAAGAGCUCGGGAGUCUGGAAGAGCUGGAGAAGAAGAGGGUCUGCCGCAUCAUCACCACGGACUUCCCCCUGUACUUCGUGAUCAUGUCACGGCUCUGCCAGGACUAUGACACCAUCGGCCCUGAAGGGGGCUCUCUGAAGAGCAAGCUGGUCCCCCUGGUGCAGGCGACAUUCCCAGAAAAUGCUGUCACCAAGAGAGUGAAACUGGCUCUGCAGGCCCAGCCUGUACCAGAUGAACUGGUCACCAAACUCCUGGGCAACCAAGCCACGUUCAGCCCCAUUGUCACCGUGGAGCCACGGCGCCGGAAGUUCCACCGCCCCAUCGGGCUUCGGAUCCCACUCCCUCCUUCCUGGACGGACAAUCCGCGGGACAGUGGAGAGGGAGACACCACCAGCCUGCGCCUGCUCUGCAGUGUCAUUGGAGGAACAGAUCAAGCCCAGUGGGAAGAUAUAACAGGAACAACCAAGCUCGUGUAUGCCAAUGAGUGUGCCACCUUCACCACCAAUGUCUCUGCCAGGUUUUGGCUGUCAGACUGUCCUCGGACUGCUGAGGCUGUGAACUUCGCCACUCUGCUGUAUAAGGAGCUUACUGCAGUGCCCUACAUGGCCAAGUUUGUCAUUUUCGCCAAGAUGAAUGACCCCCGAGAGGGGCGGCUGCGCUGCUACUGUAUGACGGAUGAUAAGGUGGACAAGACCCUUGAGCAGCAUGAGAACUUUGUCGAGGUGGCCCGGAGCAGGGACAUAGAGGUUUUAGAAGGAAUGCCCCUGUUUGCGGAACUUUCUGGGAACCUGGUACCUGUCAAAAAAGCUGCCCAGCAGCGGAGUUUUCACUUCCAGUCAUUUCGGGAGAACCGUUUGGCCAUUCCCGUAAAGGUGAGGGACAGCAGUCGAGAGCCAGGCGGGUCUUUGUUAUUUCUGCGCAAGGCAAUGAAGUAUGAGGACACCCAGCACAUCCUCUGCCACUUGAAUAUCACCAUGCCCCCCUGCAUCAAGGCGAGUGGAGUCGAUGACAGGAGAAGGACUUUGACACCGCUGGCCCUGAGAUACAGCAUCCUCAGCGAAUCAACACAGGGUUUUCUCAGUGGGACAGACCGAGCAGAUAUGAAGAUGGCUAUUAUAUCAGAACACCUUGGCCUCAGCUGGGCAGAGCUGGCCCGGGAGCUUCAGUUCAGUGUGGAAGACAUCAACAGGAUCCGCGUAGAAAACCCCAACUCGCUGUUGGAGCAGAGCGCAGCCUUGUUGAACCUCUGGGUCAUCCGUGAAGGCAAAAAUGCAAAGAUGGAGAACCUGUUCGCCGCCCUGAGGAACAUUGACCGCAGCGAGAUUGUGAACAUGUUGGAAGGCUCUGGCAGACAAAGCCGCAACCUGAAACCAGACCGGCGGCACACAGAACGGGAAUACUCGUCCUCGCCCUCCCAGAUGAAUGGUUACUCCUCGCUGCAGGACGAGCUGCUGUCCCCUGCCUCCCUGCACUACGCGCUUCCCUCUCCACUGCGUGCAGACCAGUACUGGAACGAGGUGGCCGUCAUAGAUGCCAUCCCCUUGGCGGCCACGGAGCAUGACGCCAUGCUGGAGAUGUCUGACAUGCAGGUGUGGUCCGCGGGCCUCACACCCUCUCUGGUCACUGCUGAGGACUCCUCUCUGGAGUGCAGCAAGGCCGAGGACUCUGACGCCACUGGCCACGAGUGGAAGCUGGAGGGGGCGUUCUCCGAGGGACCCCAGGGCCCCACGCUGGGCUCUCUGGAGCUUGUGGAGGACGACACAGUGGAUUCGGAUGCCACAAAUGGCCUUAUCGAUUUGCUUGACCAGGAGGAAGGUCAGAGGUCAGAAGAGAAGCUGCCAAGUCGUAACAGGCAGGAGGACUCGACAGGUGCAGGGCAGGACUCAGAGAAUGAAGUGUCUCUUGUUUCAGGCCAGCAGAGGGUGCAAGCCCACAUCACAGAAUCCCCCACCGUGAGUCGGGUGAUGGAGACCAGCCAGGACAGACUGCAGGACUGGGAUGGAGAAGGUUCCAUUGUCUCGUACCUGCAAGAUGCUGCACAAGGUUCCUGGCAAGGGGAGGUCAUGCAAGGCCCACACUCACUCCAGAGAACAGUCACCACCAUCAAAGGGCUAGAGCCCAGUGAGUCUCGUCAGUAUGAGAAGGUCGUGGUGUCUGCGACUGAGCACAUGCGGCCAGAGCAGCCCGAGGCUGAGAGCCUACAGGCUGACAGGGAACGGAGGCGACAAGGACACCGAGAGUGGGUGCAGGAGGCCGAGAGCACAUUCUCCCAGGUGGUACAGGGAAGUGAGCUUCAGAAUAUUCCAGGGGAGCAGGUGACUGAGGAACAAUUCACAGAUGAUCAGGGCAACAUCGUCACCAAGAAGAUCAUUCGCAAAGUUGUUCGGCAGAUAGACUCAUCUGGUGCCGAUGACACCCAGGAGCGUGAGGAGGUGAUUGUUGAGGGGCCCCCAGAGGAUCCUGGGGAGAUGGAAGCCGAUAUUGAUUACUUUAUGAAACACGCCAAGGUGGAGCUGAGAGGGAGUAGCCUGCAGCCGGACCUGAUAGAGGGCAGGAAAGGGGCUCAGAUAGUGAAGCGGGCCAGCCUGAAAAGGGGGAAACAGUGAUCUCAAGCAAGCCCCCACCCUUGAAUGGCCUCGUUGGAGGAUCACACCUCAACACCCAACCCUUGAACUCCACACACUCUGCCAUGCACACAGGAGGAGAGCUGGACCGGAGGGCUCCACAAGUGGCGCACAUGUUCCUCUAGGCUAACGGCAUGAUCUCCGUAAGGGACUUCCUUUAGUCUCCUAUUCGCAUGAACGACUGACUGUAGACGCAUGACCUACAGUCCUCAAUCCUGCCUCUAGCGAAGACGACGGAUCUCUGUCGGGAAUCAGGACAAAAGCAGCAAGAAGUGGGGAGAGAGAGAGAGAGGGAUAGAAAAACAAAUGCAAGAGAGCGCAUGAACGCAGACGUGAACAAGGGCUCUUUGUGGCUGGGGAUGAUAUAUUUUUAAAAAUCAUUUUAAUUUCAACUUCUUACAGGGUACUUAUUUUUUCAACCUCAUCUGUAAGAAAUCCAUGUGGGCUUCCUGGAAAGAAAAAAAAAUGAGAACUAGGCACGAAAUCAGUUCAGCACCUCUUACUCCCAUGUCCUCAUCUGCCAGCCUUCCCCACACACACCUCCAUUCCAUUUGUGAUCGGACCCUCCCUCUGCCCAGUGGACCGCUCCCCCCAGAACGCUCUACAUGACAUUCAGGACACACACACACGCGCGCACACACGCACCUCUCCCCUCUACUCAGUAUACACACAGAUUUUACUGUGAUGUCCGAAGCUGUAUAGAAUCUCCUGUGGAUAAACUGGAAUUUUUUAUGUUCUCGCUCUCUCUCUCUCUCUCUCUCUCUCUCUCUCUCUCUCUCUCUCCUUCUCCUUCUCUCCUUCUCUCUCUCAGUUUCAGUAUUAAUCAUCUUCCAAUGGAAAAUCAUUACCUUUAGAGUGCAUUCGGGGUUCCUUGUGUUAGGAACUUAAGAAUCUGAGGUGAGGACCCCAGGCUUAGCUGUAGGGCUCAAGGGAGCCAGCGCCCCAUCUGAAAGGGUCUGCUCUCUCAGUUGGCGGCUGUCCCAGGAUUGCACCAGCAUGUUCACUAGAGAAGAGGUUUUCUAUAUCUUCAAGCACUUAUAUCAUAGUCUGUGUUCAAAGUGUAAACUGUACAGUAAUCAGCCUUGUGUAUAUGAAAAAUAAUAAAUACUAUGCAAACCAAUAGAAACACUUUAGCAGUAUGUGCAAAGCACUAACAGCUCAGCUCCUGAGGACUUCUCCAGGCUGCAGGAGAAGGAGCUAUAGCCUGUCUUUCAGUGAAAGAGGAAGGAAGGGAGUAGGGCUGGUGAAUGUAUGUAUCUGUGGGUUCUCAGAAGUCAGCCACCACCCCCAAGGUCUCCCAGAGCUAACUUGGUGCUCUAAGUCCUGGCAGCCGGCAGGAUGGGGGGCCUAGGCUGGACAGCCUCAGUGCCCCCACUCUGACCAAGCCCCUCAGCCCCACCUGGAGAGGCGGGGCAAGGGCCCGCUCCUGAUCACAAGCCCAAGGGAGGAGAGCCGGAGGAAGAGAAAGCAGUGACCAACAGGAGGCCCUGGGCUAAGAAGGAGACCCUCCUAGGCCAGGCCCCCCGGUCAGGGCAGGAAGGAAGCAGACAGCUGGCUGUUCCUCACCUCGGUGCCACCAGGGAAGAGCCUUAAAGUUACACUAGAGCCCCCGGCAGAGGGAGGCCCGAAUCAGCACAAUCCGGCCCCGCCCUGCGCGGCGGGCGCCCUCCUGGGCCAGAGAGAGACUGGCAGGCUCUGCAGGCUGUCACAGAGCCACUGUUUGUGGGUGUCCAGUCACCCUCCUCCCUGCCGCUCUUCUGACGUGUCCUCAGAACACAUUCACACCUUCCAAGUAGCACAGAAGCUCCCUCAGUGUCCGAGCCCCCACGGUCCUGGUGCCUGUCGCCGGCCGCACAGGUCCCGGCGGAGCGGGGGCAGCCGGGCGGCCGAGCGGAGAGGGGAACCCAGGCUCAGCGGAGUCCUCGCCGGCCCGGCCGAGGCGCUCCUGUUGGUCCGGGCAGUUUCGCUUUUGCUUCCAGAGGGGCGGGCCAGGGAGGGAAAGGCCAAGCUCGCAGCCUCAGGUCCCCUGGGCUGUGACCAAAGAAGCGUAGCCCCCGCCCUCCCUGCGGGGCAGGAGCGCAGGGCUUCCUCGCAGCGGGUGGUGCGGCUCGGCUGGAGCGCGCGCCCGUCCCCGGGCACCCCUGGCCCGGCCACCUGGUCCAAGGAAGACAGGCGCAGGGCCGGCCUCCCGCCUCGAUCCUGUACCUUCCUGUCCCAGGCCGCCGCUGUAGCCGUCCCCAGUAGCCCCUCGCAGAGCCCCGCGCGGGCCCGCGGCCCCAGGCUAUGCUUUGGCACCUUCCGCUCCGUCCGGCAUGGCUGCUUGGCCCGGUAGCCCCGAGCCCUCGGCGGCAUGGCUGCCCGCUCCGGUUGCUAGUAGGAGCUGUUAGGGGAGGAGUUUGGGGUCUCCACACGAUGCCUAGAGAAUGCUGCAGUCUGCACAUUAGACGCUUUUUAGAAGUUUUGGAAUUACCUUGAUUUUUCUAAUUGUUAUGAAAUGAAUCUUUUCUUGACUCUCUCCCACAUGCUCUGUAAUCGGGAGAGAAUUCCCCGUGCCCACUCUGAUGUAUAGACCAUUCUCCCUACACCAGCUGAACAAAUGUCAAAAUUAAUAAAGAAAUUGACUCAUG
Molecule: messenger RNA, 8560 nt
Organism: Hipposideros armiger (great roundleaf bat)
Lineage: Eukaryota; Metazoa; Chordata; Mammalia; Chiroptera; Hipposideridae
Gene: ANK1
Product: ankyrin 1
Exons: 41
Coding region: 261-5915 (1884 amino acids)
Biological process (GO): signal transduction
Molecular function (GO): protein binding
Source: RefSeq, a predicted model, not a curated record